GUUUGCCCUUAGUGGAGUAGAUGCCACUUGACAAGGGGCUUCUGGGUACCAGGCUGUUGCUGCAACCGAGACAUGUGGGAUCGCUGGAAGGAAAAGCAGUCCUGGAUGGGGCGAAGGAAAGCAAUCUCCCGGGCAGGCCUCCAGCACCUGGCUCCUGCACAGCCUCUCAGCCUUCCUGUGGCCAAUGGUCCAGCAAAGGAGCCCAGAGCUACUCUGGACUGGAGUGAGAACGCCGUGAAUGGGGAGCACCUGUGGCUGGAGACCAACGUCUCAGGCGACCUCUGCUACCUAGGAGAGGAGAACUGCCAAGUCCGAUUUGCAAAAUCGGCUCUCAGGAGGAAGUGUGCAGUCUGUAAAAUUGUGGUCCACACCGCCUGCAUUGAGCAGCUAGAAAAGAUUAAUUUCCGAUGUAAGCCAACAUUUCGAGAAGGAGGCUCGAGGUCACCCAGAGAAAAUUUUGUCCGACAUCACUGGGUGCACAGACGCCGGCAGGAGGGGAAAUGUAAGCAGUGUGGUAAGGGUUUCCAGCAAAAGUUCUCCUUCCACAGUAAAGAGAUCGUGGCCAUCAGCUGUUCCUGGUGCAAGCAGGCGUUUCACAAUAAGGUGACCUGCUUCAUGCUGCAUCACAUAGAAGAGCCCUGCUCCCUGGGGGCCCACGCUGCUGUUAUUGUCCCACCCACUUGGAUCAUUAAGGUGAAGAAACCUCAGAACUCCCUGAAGGCCUCCAAUCGGAAGAAGAAGAGAACGAGCUUUAAAAGAAAAGCCAGCAAGAGGGGGGCGGAGCAGGAAAACAAAGGGCGUCCUUUUGUGAUAAAGCCUAUCUCCUCUCCUCUCAUGAAACCUUUGCUUGUGUUUGUGAACCCCAAGAGUGGAGGAAACCAGGGAACCAAAGUCCUGCAGAUGUUCAUGUGGUACUUGAACCCGCGACAAGUCUUUGAUCUCUCUCAGGAAGGGCCAAAAGAUGCGCUUGAGUUGUAUAGGAAAGUCCCAAAUCUACGAAUUCUGGCCUGCGGUGGAGAUGGAACGGUGGGCUGGAUCCUGUCUAUCCUGGAUGAGCUGCAGCUGAGCCCGCAGCCUCCCGUGGGGGUCCUGCCACUGGGGACUGGAAAUGACCUGGCUCGAACUCUCAACUGGGGAGGGGGCUACACUGAUGAACCUGUUUCUAAGAUCCUUUGUCAAGUCGAAGAUGGGACCAUUGUGCAACUGGAUCGCUGGAACCUCCAUGUAGAAAGAAACCCAGACCUUCCCCCUGAAGAACUCGAAGAUGGCGUGUGUAAGCUUCCUCUGAAUGUUUUCAAUAAUUACUUCAGCCUUGGAUUUGAUGCUCACGUCACACUGGAGUUCCAUGAGUCCAGAGAAGCAAAUCCAGAGAAAUUCAACAGUCGCUUUCGAAAUAAAAUGUUCUAUGCAGGGGCAGCCUUUUCUGAUUUCCUGCAGAGAAGUUCUAGAGAUCUAUCCAAACAUGUUAAAGUUGUUUGCGAUGGGACAGAUCUCACUCCAAAGAUUCAGGAACUGAAGUUCCAGUGUAUAGUAUUUUUAAAUAUACCCAGAUAUUGUGCGGGCACAAUGCCCUGGGGAAACCCAGGGGAUCACCAUGACUUUGAACCUCAGCGUCAUGAUGAUGGAUACAUUGAAGUCAUUGGCUUCACCAUGGCCUCUUUGGCCGCCUUGCAAGUCGGGGGUCAUGGAGAAAGACUCCACCAGUGUCGAGAAGUGAUGCUCUUGACGUACAAGUCCAUCCCCAUGCAAGUCGACGGGGAGCCCUGUAGGUUGGCGCCGGCUAUGAUCCGGAUCUCCUUGAGGAAUCAAGCGAACAUGGUACAAAAGAGCAAGAGGAGGACAUCCAUGCCCUUACUCAAUGAUCCCCAGUCUGUCCCAGAUCGCCUGAGGAUCCGGGUGAACAAAAUCAGUUUACAAGACUAUGAAGGAUUCCACUAUGACAAGGAGAAACUUCGGGAAGCUUCAAUUCCUCUGGGUAUUCUCGUUGUCCGCGGAGACUGUGAUUUGGAGACUUGCCGUAUGUACAUAGACCGCUUACAGGAGGACUUGCAAUCAGUUUCUUCUGGCUCCCAGAGAGUUCAUUACCAGAUCUGUGUGGAAGACAGCAAUGUAAGUCACAGCCAGCUGCUACAAGUUCCUCGGCUUCACAAAGGGAAAGAAAGAAAUUCCCCAGAGGAAGACCAGGAAACCUCCUUCCCCAGGGCGCUGUCUGCUCAGAGGCUGUCUCCUCGCUGGUGCUUCCUAGAUGCAACUUCUGCUGACCGCUUUUAUCGAAUAGACAGAUCUCAGGAACAUUUGCACUUUGUGAUGGAGAUUUCCCAAGAUGAGAUUUUCAUUCUCGACCCGGAUAUGGUGGUGUCGCAGCAGGCAGCCCCGCCGCCAGGCAUGCCUGAUCUGGUGGUGGAGCAGGCCUCGGGGCUGUCGGACUGGUGGAAUCCUGCCCUGCGGAAGCGCAUGCUGAGUGACAGUGGGCUGGGGAUGAUCACUCCCCACUAUGAGGACUCGGGCAUGAAGGAUCUCAGCCACUCCCGUGUGCUCCAAUCACCAGUCUCUUCAGAAGAUCAUGCAAUUUUGCAGGCAGUCAUAGCUGGUGAUCUUAUGAAGCUAAUGGAAAGCUAUAAAAAUGGAGGCAGUCUACUAAUUCAGGGACCCGACCACUGCUCGCUCCUUCACUACGCAGCUAAAACUGGCAACGGGGAGAUUGUGAAAUAUAUCCUUGACCACGGACCUUCAGAGUUACUGGAUAUGGUAGACAGUGAAACGGGUGAGACGGCGCUGCACAAGGCUGCUUGCCAGCGGAACCGGGCCGUGUGCCAGCUUCUGGUGGACGCAGGAGCCUCGCUGAGAAAGACGGACUCCAAGGGUAAGACACCUCAAGACAGAGCACAGCAGGCUGGGGACCCAGACUUGGCAGCUUAUCUAGAAAGCCGCCAGAACUAUAAGAUCAUUGGGCAUGAAGACCUGGAAACGGCUGUGUGACCCCAUAGACAGGCAAGGAGAACGUGAGCACGCGUAUCGCCUGAGCCCUCCCGGCUACUGGGCAGCUCUUCUGAAGAAGCUGAUGGAAUCCACAUAUCUGUCUCUCUCCUGCAAGAAUCGAUCGGAGACCAUGCCACCCAUUGUUUAAGGGCUAUCGCAAUGUACAACAGGACAUGAUAGCCCAUUGAGAAGGAGGCCAGGCCACCUGGAGAUUUGUGGAAUAUGAAUUCCACAAAAUGUGAUCCUGUUGCUUCCAGCAAGUAGCAUGACCUUCUGUGUUCACCUGUAUAAUUUAUUUUAAGGAUUCAAAGGAUGUUCAUUUAAAUGGCACUGCUCUCUCCUCUUCCUAUGCAUUCGUCUCUCCCCAGUACCACAUAAUUCUACUGUAAUUACCCAUCAACUAAACAAAAAACAAAAAACACAUAUUUCUCUUCUCUUUCCGAUGAGUCUUUGAAGACCACAAGAUUGUCUGAAGGUCUUUUAAAAACUCCUUUGGAUGUUCCACAGAAACAUAACUGUAAAACCUCUUCCAUUUCCAACACUAAAUAUACCCAGACUACUUAGUGACUCUUUGCAUGUCCUGGCCCCUCCCCUUCCUGUUUCACCAUCUAGGAGCUGGGAAGUGCCACGUGAGUGAUGUCAACUUGCGUGCUAUAUCUCUGAGGUAUGGUGAGGUGGCAUGGGGCCUGACUGUGCUUGUAGGGUCCUCAGAGAGGUUACCCAGGGGUCAGCCCAGAAGCUGGGCUGUGACCAAUCGCCAUGCAGGACUGGUUCAGCUUGGGCUGUUUGGACAGCUCUGUACUGCCUAUGUGUAGCCCUCUUGGCCUUUUGCUGCAACUGAGAUGAGUAAAGGAUUAAACAGAGUCCCAUAGCUAGUUUGCAGAACCACUCAGUUCUAAGUAAAUACUGGGCAGAAACCCUGUGGAAACUGUGGUUACAAGAAAUGGAGCACUCUUAAUGUUUACUUCAAGUCUUUGUAGGGUGAUAACAGAAAGCAAUCUAAUUGACUUGGGUGAAAAAUAACAACAACAACAACAGAACAGGAAAAGCAGAAGUAGCGACAAAAGUCAAGAUAGGACCCUUGAGCAAGAAAACAGCAUUUGGAAUAUUGCACUGUGGCCAUUCUGUGUAGACUCGUGCGUGCAGUGGUGAGAGGUGAUCCAUUUUAGAUUUUCCUUGUAGGUUUUUGAUUUUCGUUACUUCCAGGAAGGCUUGAUUGACUCAAGGACAAAAACCUGUUUAAUAUACUCCACUGCCAGAUUUCCAGCCUACCUGGUUCACUCCGAUAUCUGCUGUACCUAUUACUUAUCAGGUCCUAAGGUCAUGCCCACGAACCCCACUGCCCCAGUAUGAGAUAAUCUCCUCAUAGUCCUUUUGCUGCUUUGUGUUUCUUUAUCAAAAAUUUCUUAAUACAAAAACCACUGUGAGAAUCGAGUGGAUCUGGUAGUGGGAGGAUGAUGUCUUAUGCCACAGAUCAGAGGAGGGUCUGUGAUUGAUGCUUAAGAUAUCAGGAGAAAAAGUUUUCUAACUUUCUGUCCAAAUACUUGACUUCGAUACAAGUCAAAAAUAAAAGCGAAGUGUCCAAGGGUUUUUUUUUUUCUUUUUUCCUUUGGAUAAAUCUAAUGUCUCCUGAGCUUCUUUCUAGUUUGCUCUCAGACACAGCAAAAUGCUUUCCUUGUGUUUCUGCAUGUGAUCAUUUCUGUAUAUUUAAUUUAAUAUCCAGUUGUGACACAUCAUUUAUCUGAAUCAUAUGUUGGUCACCUAUCAUCAUUUUGAAAGUCUGGAUGUGAUAUACUACUAUAUUAAGUUGGAACAGCCUUUCCAUGGGUGGGGAAUUCUGUUACCACAGUCUCUCUCUCCAUCGUUAUUUCAAAAUCAAAUUAUUCACAUCAUUUCCAGCUGUGGGAGAAUGAGUUGCUUGUGAGUAAUUUAUUUCCCUAUAUCAGUCUCAGGAAUGGAGCUCUUCUUUUGGAUUUUCCCGUGAGGGAAAGAACUUUGGAUUGCAGUAGAUUGUUUCCAGAAGCUGGGAAAAAUUAUUCUCUAGGAGAAUUUAAUCAUUGGGCUUCUGCUGGGUGCCCUUUCCGUUGGUGGAACUGUCAAGGAGGUCUUUGAUGACAGAACUAUAAUCUGAUCCUUAAACAGACUGGAACCUGGCUUUGAAAGGUGCCUUCUAUUUCCUGGAUAGAGUCAGACAAUUGGCCCAUGCAGCCAAGUGACCCAGUUGCCAUCACUGCGAUAAAGGACUUAAUUUUCAUCAACUACCAUCUCACAUUUCUCAGCCAUUGCUCCAGAGCAGCCAAGAGAAAAUUUAGGGUACAAGUGGCUCUGUGCCAAUUCAAAUAGGU
Messenger RNA from Perognathus longimembris pacificus (Pacific pocket mouse), 5324 nucleotides. RefSeq names its product diacylglycerol kinase iota (gene Dgki). Gene Ontology annotation, cellular component: nucleus. Gene Ontology annotation, biological process: regulation of synaptic transmission, glutamatergic; diacylglycerol metabolic process; lipid phosphorylation. The record is from RefSeq and is a predicted model, not a curated record. Lineage: Eukaryota; Metazoa; Chordata; Mammalia; Rodentia; Heteromyidae. The coding region runs from base 73 to 2979 and encodes 968 amino acids. The transcript has 34 exons. Gene Ontology annotation, molecular function: ATP-dependent diacylglycerol kinase activity; protein binding.